UGAACAUAUUUUUUCCCAGGACUAAUUUACGAAUAAUCAGUUACCUGCCGGCGAGUGGUGAUGGUUAUGUCUUUGCAUUGAGCCAUUCUGUUGCAUAACAGUUCGACUAUUCGAUAGAACCUUUGCUGGUUACGCAUUGCCCCUUCCAGUACCGCUGGCACCAAUAGUGUUUAUACCCGGUUGAAAGUGGCCCUCCUUAUAAAUAAAAUGACCUUAACGGCAACGAGGGUCGCAAAACACAUCUCGGGGGUGUUGACCCGUAGUUUCUCCACAACAAGAGUAGCAGCAGGUCAACUCACUGUUCGUGAUGCUCUCAAUUCUGCCCUGGAUGAAGAAAUGGAGCGGGAUGAAGGGGGGGGACUCCGACCAGUUUGUGAAUUUAUGACAUUCAACUUUUCAAUGCAAGCCAUUGAUCAUGUCAUCAAUUCUGCAUCAAAAACUUUCUACAUGUCAGCUGGUUUGAUCCAUGUUCCUAUUGUAUUCCGAGGCCCAAAUGGAGCUGCUGCUGGAGUAGGAGCUCAGCAUUCCCAAUGUUUUGGUGCCUGGUACUCCCACUGCCCAGGCCUUAAGGUUGUUUCACCUUACUCUUCUGAAGAUGCUAAGGGUUUGCUUAAGGCUGCCAUCCGUGAUUCUGAUCCUGUAGUAGUUCUAGAAAAUGAGAUAAUGUACGGUACUGCGUUUGAUGUUUCCGAUGAGGUUUUGUCGAAGGAUUUUGUCAUUCCUAUUGGCAAGGCUAAAAUUGAACGACCAGGUCAUCAUAUAACUCUAGUGGCACAUUCACGAGCUGUGCUCUUAGCACUGGAGGCUGCAAAAGCACUUGCUGGUGAGGGAGUGGAAUGUGAAGUCAUAAAUCUUCGAUCUCUAAGGCCAUUAGAUGAAGGUGCCAUUGUUAACUCCGUAAUGAAGACACGAAACCUUGUUACUGUUGAACAGGGAUGGCCACAGUGUGGUAUUGGAGCUGAGAUCUGUGCUAGAAUAGUAGAAAGUCCUGCCUUCCACUACUUGGAGUCCCCAGUGAUUCGUGUAACGGGUGUUGAUGUACCUAUGCCUUAUGCCAAGAGUUUAGAAGCUGCUUGUAUCCCUCAACAACAUGAUGUUGUGAAAGCUGUUAAAAAAGUACUCAAGAUUAUAAAGUAAAGUUGCACAAAACAAAUAUAUUCUAAAAAUUUUUUUUAUUAAAACUGUUUUCUUUGUACAUUUGUUGGCAUAACUCUUGUUGUAAGGACAAUUUUUAGUGCAUUUUUAUAAGUAAAUUAUUGGACAAAUAGAAAUUUAGGCAUAUCAGUUUUAAGUUAGAACAUACAUACCAUAUUUCAGUACAUUAAUGUUAUUGACAGUUCAUUGUAGAAAUGAUGAAAUAGUAAUGGUUACCUAUUGUUUGGCAGUGACCUAUCUUGUAUUAUAAAAAAUGAUGUAAAUAGUGCUUCACCUUAAUAAAAAAAAUAUGAAAUUAAUAAA
This is a messenger RNA of Macrobrachium nipponense, 1458 nucleotides long. Its product is annotated as pyruvate dehydrogenase E1 component subunit beta, mitochondrial-like. The record is from RefSeq and is a predicted model, not a curated record. NCBI's taxonomy places the organism in Eukaryota, Metazoa, Arthropoda, Malacostraca, Decapoda, Palaemonidae. Gene Ontology annotation, molecular function: pyruvate dehydrogenase (acetyl-transferring) activity. Gene Ontology annotation, biological process: pyruvate decarboxylation to acetyl-CoA.